Molecule: messenger RNA, 15189 nt
Organism: Coregonus sp. 'balchen'
Lineage: Eukaryota; Metazoa; Chordata; Actinopteri; Salmoniformes; Salmonidae
Source: the annotation of a GenBank genome assembly
CGUGUGUACAGCGGUCUCGGGUGGAAUGUUUGUUGAUGUACAGCUAUAAGUAGAAACGUAUCAAAAUUACUGUUCUAAUAUAUAUUUAUCGGAGUAAUGUUGAAAUCAAAAACUUUCGUAAAGAAAACCCGAUCAGGCGGGAUUAUGAAAAUAGUGCGUGAGCACUACCUGCGAGACGAUAUUUGGUGCGGAAGUGAAGUUUGUACUGAAUGCAAUCAAGAAGAGUCUGUGUUGCAGAAAGACGCUUGCAUUGAAAGCAACUUGUGUUCUUUCCCCCACUAUCUGCUCCCAGACACAAAUGUUGUGUUGAGCCAGGUAAGUUACUGUGCAAUAAUGUCUAACGUAAACAUUUUAUUAUUUAUUUUAUUAUUGUUAUUAACAAAUCAAUACAAAAAGUACAUGUCUAACGUAAACGCUAGCUAGCUAUGCCAACCGCAUCACUACAGUUUAGAUGUCUGACACGCCUCUCUAGUGAAAGUGUGAACCACACUUAUCUAGCUCAGGGUUUCCCAAACUCGAUCCUUUCAGGUGUCACAUUCUACCUUGCUGAAUCAAUAUCAAUGUCCCUUUAAUGUCUGUAGAUUGAUAUCCUGGAGGAUCCCUUGAUCAAGAACGUGAUCAUUCUGCAGACUGUACUCCAAGAGGUCCGCCACAGGAGCGCUCCCAUCUACAAGCGAUUGAAAGACAUCCUUCAUGACAAGGAAAAACGCUUUUACACUUUCACUAACGAACAUCACAGGUAGAAAAUAAAUAUGAGUUUAGCCUAGAUAAGUGACUAGCUGUCAUUUAUGUUUUGUAGUGAUUUAAGGGGGUGCAGCCUAACUUGGUUUUGGGGUUAUCCCACCACUGACACCAAUGUAGCAAUUGACUGCGAUAAGUUGGAGCAAGACUAAAGGCGUCUGCAUGCUACCCAGCCGAGAGUUUGUGCAUAUAUUAUGACAACAUUUUGUGACGUUUUUGUUUGUUUUGGACUUUGGCAAGGGUUUUCUAAGCUGUUCGGGCACACAUUUAUUUUCUCGAAGCAAGCCAAAGGCUACGCCCCCCUCAUUGCUGAUUGGUUAACAGUAGGGAUUCUUCAAUGAAGUGCCUGUUGUCAUUCAACGAGAGACAACUCGUCCUCAUGCUAAGUUUUUCACUUGAGAAAUACUGCACCAAAUAUCCUAAUCAGAUGCAAAAGUGCGCAACUAAGAUCUAGGCAAAAACGUCAAACAGAUUUCUUGAGUUAUCUAGAUUAAUUCUGACUAUUUUGAGGAAGUGUUGACUGGCUACGGCGUCUCAAAGUGGACAAACAGUACUAGUGGCGCUUUUUAUUCUUGUUUUUCAAGCAAAGGUCUUUUUAAGUAUGCGAGCACACUCGUUCUGCUAACCGAGCUCGGCUAGGCGCCAGCCGAACUGAAGCAUGCUGACGCCUUAACUGUCCAUCGCAUUUGUGACUGAUCAAUGCUUUUCAAAGCCAUGUAUGGUUGUAUUCUUCUGUUACAGAGAAACUUAUAUAGAGAGAGAGCAGGGGGAAAGCGCCAACGAUCGUAAUGACAGAGCCAUCCGCGUAUCUACAAAGUGGUACAGUGAUCACCUGAAAAACACCCCCACGGACGAGGGGUUAAAGGUUGUUCUGCUGACCAAUGACCGGGGCAACAAGGAGAAAGCAGAGGAGUCCGGCCUGCUCACAUACAGAUGUAAGAAACAGCACACCUCUGUUACCUCAAUACACCAAGAUGAGACCACUGUUCUUGUCUUUAAUAUCACAAUAUCUGUUACCUCAAUACACCAAGAUGAGACCACUGUUCUUGUCUUUAAUAUCACAAUAUCUGUUACCUCAAUACACCAAGAUGAGACCACUGUUCUUGUCUUUAAUAUCACAAUAUCUGUUACCUUUAUACACCAAGAUGAGACCACUGUUCUUGUCUUUAAUAUCACAAUAUCUGUUACCUCAAUACACCAAGAUGAGACCACUGUUCUUGUCUUUAAUAUCACAAUAUCUGUUACCUCAAUACACCAAGAUGAGACCACUGUUCUUGUCUUUAAUAUCACAAUAUCUGUUACCUCAAUACACCAAGAUGAGACCACUGUUCUUGUCUUUAAUAUCACAAUAUCUGUUACCUUUAUACACCAAGAUGAGACCACUGUUCUUGUCUUUAAUAUCACAAUAUCUGUUACCUCAAUAUACCAAGAUGAGACCACUGUUCUUGUCUUUAAUAUCACAAUAUCUGUUACCUCAAUACACCAAGAUGAGACCACUGUUCUCGUCUUUAAUAUCAAAAUAUCUGUUACCUCAAUACACCAAGAUGAGACCACUGUUCUCGUCUUUAACCUUAAUCACAAUAUCGGUUACCUCAAUACACCAAGAUGAGACCACUGUUCUCGUCUUUAAUAUCACAAUAUCUGUUACCUCAAUACACCAAGAUGAGACCACUGUUCUUGUCUUUAAUAUCACAAUAUCUGUUACCUCAAUACACCAAGAUGAGACCACUGUUCUUGUCUUUAAUAUCACAAUAUCUGUUACCUCAAUACACCAAGAUGAGACCACUGUUCUCGUAUUUAACCUUAAUCACAAGGUCACAGUACUACAUGUGUUAAACAUGUCUACUACAUGUUGACUUUAGAAGAGACCAUCUUCAUCCAUCCUCUGUUCCACACAGGUGAGGAGUACGUCAAGAGUCUGAUAGCCAACCCUGAGCUGGUGGAUCGACUGGCGUUGACCAACGAUGACAAGGUAACUAAUAUCUGCAGCAAUAUCACAUUUACACAAAUGUACUUUCUACAGCAGCCAUUUAGAUUCAUAAAGAAAGUUAGAUCUGCGUAUUCAUAGAGAAAGUUAGAUCUGCAUAUUCAUAGAGAAAGUUAGAUCUGCAUAUUCAUAGAGAAAGUUAGAUCCGCAUAUUCAUAGAUAAAGUUAGAUCUGCGUAUUCAUAGAGAAAGUUAGAUCUGCGUAUUCAUAGAGAAAGUUAGAUCUGCGUAUUCAUAGAGAAAGUUAGAUCUGCAUAUUCAUGGUUAUUCAUUUAAUUGAUCCCGUUCACCCCUCCCCCCCCCCAGAAUGAGAUCACCAGCAGCAGGGUGAUGUUCCCGGAGCACCUGCCCCUGUCUAGGAUCCAGUCUGGGAUUAAGAGUGGAACCUUCCAACAGGGAACGUUCCGGGCUAGCAGAGACAACUACCUGGAGGCUACUGUGUUCGUCCACAGAGAAGGAGAUGACAGUACAGAGGUCAGUGCUCCUGAAGCAUAGCUCAUGUUAUUGUGUGGAUUCUGGGCUUGCAACCUGCCAUAGAAGUAUGGAACAUUCUUGAAGUCCUCCAAGAGUUGCUGAAUAUUUCCUAAUCUUUAGUUAACUCCUCUGUUCAUGUACAGUGGGGAAAACAAGUAUUUAGUCAGCCACCAAUUGUGCAAGUUCUCCCACUUAAAAAGAUGAGAGGCCUGUAAUUUUCAUCAUAGGUACACGUCAACUAUGACAGACAAAAUGAGAGAAAAAAAUCCAGAAAAUCACAUUGUAGGAUUUUUUAUGAAUUUAUUUGCAAAUUAUGGUGGAAAAUAAGUAUUUGGUCAAUAACAAAAGUUUCUCAAUACUUUGUUAUAUACCCUUUGUUGGCAAUGACACAGGUCAAACAGCCACUCCAGGACCUUGAAAUGCUUCUUACGAAGCCACUCCUUCGUUGCCCCGGGCGGUGUGUUUUGGGAUCAUUGUCAUGCUGAAAGACCCAGCCACGUUUCAUCUUCAAUGCCCUUGCUGAUGGAAGGAGGUUUUCACUCAAAUCUCACGAUACAUGGCCCCAUUCAUUCUUUCCUCUACACGGAUCAGUCGUCCUGGUCCCUUUGCAGAAAAACAGCCCCAAAGCAUGAUGUUUCCACCCCCAUGCUUCACAGUAGGUAUGGUGUUCUUUGGAUGCAACUCAGCAUUCUUUGUCCUCCAAACACGAUGAGUUGAGUUUUUACCAAAAAGUUAUAUUUUGGUUUCAUCUGACCAUAUGACAUUCUCCCAAUCCUCUUCUGGAUCAUCCAAAUGCACUCUAGCAAACUUCAGACGGGCCUGGACAUGUACUGGCUUAAGCAGGGGGACACGUCUGGCACUGCAGGAUUUGAGUCCCUAGCGGCGUAGUGUGUUACUGAUGGUAGGCUUUGUUACUUUGGUCCCAGCUCUCUGCAGGUCAUUCACCGUGUGGUUCUGGGAUUUUUUCUCACCGUUCUUGUGAUCAUUUUGACCCCACGGGGUGAGAUCUUGCGUGGAGCCCCAGAUCGAGGGAGGUUAUCAGUGGUCUUGUAUGUCUUCCAUUUCCUAAUAAUUGCUCCCACAGUUGAUUUCUUCAAACCAAGCUGCUUACCUAUUGCAGAUUCAGUCUUCCCAGCCUGGUGCAGGUCUACAAUUUUGUUUCUGGUGUCCUUUGACAGCUCUUUGAUCUUGGCCAUAGUGGAGUUUGGAGUGUGACUGUUUGAGGUUGUGGACAGGUGUCUUUUAUACUGAUAACAAGUUCAAACAGGUGCCAUUAAUACAGGUAACGAGUGGACAGAGGAGCCUCUUAAAGAAGAAGUUACAGGUCUGUGAGAGCCAGAAAUCUUGCUUGUUUGUAGGUGACCAAAUACUUAUUUUCCACCAUAAUUUGCAAAUAAAUUCAUUAAAAAUCCUACAAUGUGAUUUUCUAAAUUUGUGUGUCAUAGUUGACGUGUACCUAUGAUGAAAAUUACAGGUCUCUCAUCUUUUUAAGUGGGAGAACUUGCACAAUUGGUGGCUGACUAAAUACAUUUUUUCCCCACUGUACCUUGUUUGGAAAGCGAGUUAUCAACAGUAUUAUUUUGUGGAGUGGAGAAUGUUUUGAUGCUGUUCUGAGUGCCAGCUGGUGAGAUGGGGAUGAGUGAUUGAUUGGAUGGGAAAUGUAAACAAAGCAGCGUGGGUUACCAUGGUAACACUUCCUCUUCCUGUCCCGCCCCUCAGGUUCUGAUCCAAGGCCUACAGAACUUGAACAGGGCUGUCCAUCAGGAUGUGGUUGCUGUGGAGAUCCUGCCUCUGAACCAAUGGGUGGCUCCGUCCUCUGUGGUGCUGCAGGACGAGGGGCCCAAGGAGGAUGAUGUCACAGAGGAGGAGGAGGCAGAGUUGAAGAGGGGUCUGUCUGGGUCGGAGUCACGGAAACCCACAGGCAGAGUGGUGGGCAUCAUCAAGAGGAACUGGAGACCCUUCUGUGGCAUGCUCUUCCUGUCCCAAAUCAAAGAGGUAACUAGCCUAACUAACGUCACCUCACUCUGCUCUGUCAAUCAGUAAAUCAAUCAAAUCCUUCAGAAAUCGUACAUGAGUAUUUCUUCAUAUAGAUGCAUAUACCACCAUGCUUUGGUUUCUCUUGUGAUUAUUUGUUGUCUGUGGUACUUGUUUUGUGCUAACGAAUGUGGAGAAGACCAAAGAUAUCUCAUAGUUAGUGGUCUCUUAUACCCCUUCCUCCUUCCCAGGCGACCCGUCACCUCUUCACCCCAGCUGACCGUUGUAUCCCCAGGAUCCGCAUCGAGACCCGCCAGGCGGCCACGUUGGCAGGACAGAGGAUCAUGGUGGCUAUCGACGGCUGGCCCAAGCACUCCAGAUACCCCAAUGUACGUGUCUGUCCCAGGUGCUCUUUAUUGCAGUUGGGCGGCUCAGAUUAUCGGAUAUCAUAAUCGGUUAUCCGUGCCUGGAGAAGUGUAUGGUGUACAUGAGAUGUGCAGCGCGACUGCAGUAAAGAGGACCUGGAACGCACCUCAGUCAGAGUCAAACACUGAUCUCUCUUUCUCUCAUUGAGGGACUAGCAGAGACGAGACACCAUUCUCUCCUCACCCUCCCUCCCUCUCUCCUUCUCUCAGGGUCAUUUUGUUCGUAGCCUGGGCAGUGCAGGGGACAAGGAGACAGAGACGGAGGUUCUACUGCUGGAGCAUGAUGUCCCACACCAGGACUUCUCACAGGCCGUCCUCAGUUUCCUCCCCAAGAUGCCCUGGAACAUCACAGAGGAGGUAACUGCACCGCACAGGGGUCCUGUUAUGGUGGCCAUUUUGUGUCAAGACAUAUAUCAAUGGUUGUUAGCUGGUGGCUACGUUGUUGUAGCUAUACCAAUCAACAAUUUGGUAACACUACUUAAAGCCUGUUGGUAUAAUGCAUUAUGGCGUGGUUAUAAUACGUUAUAAAGGCUCAUAACAUGCUUAUAACGGGUAAUAAUGCAUCCCUAAACCUUAUUUCCCCUUCUCUCAGGACAUGGCUGUGAGAGAGGACCUGAGGAACCUGACAGUCUGCAGUGUGGAUCCUCCUGGCUGUACUGACAUAGAUGAUGCUCUGCACUGUAGAGACCUGGCCAAUGGGAACCAAGAGGUAGGACCCUGCUGGACUAACACACAGUUUACCACAACGUUUUAUUUGAUGGAUGAAUGUUUGGAUGAGGUAACAUAAUCCAUUUUGGAUGAGGUAACACAAUCAAUUGAAUUGGUAAUAGGAUCGAACAGAAUUGAAAGUUGAGAAGUCAUCAUGCGUGUUUCUUUUUGGGUUGAAGGUUGGUGUCCACAUUGCUGAUGUGAGCCACUUCAUACGGCCAGGCAACGCCAUGGACCUGGAGGCAGCGAACAGAGGGACUACAGUCUACCUGACUGGAGGGUAGGAGCCCACCUGGCCACCUGUACCAUCACAUAGUAACCUUGAUGAACCCUAGGAGGCCACCUGUCCACCUGUACCAUCACAUAGUAACCUUGAUGAACCCUAGGAGGCCACCUGUCCAACUGUACCAUCACAUAGUAACCUUGAUGAACCCUAGGAGGCCACCUGUCCACCUGUACCAUCACUAGUCAACCUUGUGAUGGAGCCACUUCCAUACGGCAUCACAUAGGAACUUAUGAACCCUAUACUCUUUUGGCCCCUGCACCUUACCAAUCACACCUUAUCUAUCCCUAUAUAAGAUGACCACUACUUUUGGUGCAUCUUAAAUGGCACCCUAUUCCCUAUAUAGUGCACUACUUUUGACCAGAGGCCCGGUAAAGUAGUCAUAUAGGGAAUAGGGUGCCAUUUCAGAAAUACCUGAGUCUUUUGUUGUUAACACAGCUGAUUGUCUUCCACAGAGGAUCGACAUGGUUCCUGAACUGCUGAGCUCUAACCUGUGUUCCCUACGGUCCAAUGUGGAGAGGUCAGUACUGUAAUACCUCUUUAAGACAGACAGUAUCAUACUUGCUUUUUUUGUCAUCCUUCAACAACAAAAAAGUGUAUUUGUUUAUUUUUAAAGCCAUUAGUGAUGUUCGUGGUCUCCUCUCUGUAGGCUGGCCUUCUCUUGUAUAUGGGAGAUCAACGACAAGGCUGAGAUAGUUAAGACCAGAUUCACUAAAAGUGUCAUCAACUCCAAGGUAGGGGGAGAGUAAACUCACGCAUUUGACAAUGUAAGAGUUGUGAUUGAGACAAUGUAAGACUUACAAUUUCCCCUCAGGGAUCAAUAAAGUUGAUUGAAUUGAAUGAUUAUUCUUCCUCCAGGCCUCCCUGACGUACGCUGAGGCCCAGAUGAGGAUUGAUGACACCAACAUGAAUGAUGACACCACCAAGAGCUUACGAGGCCUGAACAGACUAGCCAAGAUCCUGAAGAAACAGAGGAUAGAGAAAGGGUAAGAGGUUACGAGGCCUGAACAGACUAGCCAGGAUCCUGAAGAGACAGAGGAUAGAGAAAUGGUAAGAGGUUAUGAGGCCUGAACAGACUAGCCAGGAUCCUGAAGAGACAGAGGAUAGAGAAAUGGUAAGAGGUUACGAGGCCUGAACAGACUAGCCAGGAUCCUGAAGAGACAGAGGAUAGAGAAAUGGUAAGAGGUUAUGAGGCCUGAACUGACUAGCCAGGAUCCUGAAGAGAUGGAGGAUAGAGAAAGGUAAGAGGUUAUGAGGCCUGAACUGACUAGCCAGGACCCUGAAGAGACCAAGGAUAGAGAAAGGGUAUGUGAUGUCUGUAGUUGAUAACCUUUCCCCCAACUGUUGAAAGAGAUGGAUCGUUAGAACUGUGGCAGAUUGAUGUAUUCCAAAAGUGAAUAGUUGGUUGAUGGAUUGAUUGUUUAUUGAUCUCGUUGCUAGUCUCAUUAAUCUAUAUGUUUACUCUGUUUGGAAUGUAUAAAUACAUGUCUUUGUAGGUGCUCUAACUCUAACGUGGUGGUUUCUGUUCUGUGUUUCAGUGCGUUGACUCUCUCCUCGCCCGAGGUUCGCUUCCACAUCGACAGUGAGACUCACGACCCCAUAGACCUACAGACCAAGGAGCUCAAGUACGUUGUUAGGCUUUUAGAAUAUAGAAUUUAAAAUAAGGUUCUAUUCAUGGUGCUUGAAACUGUGCUGUCGUUUUGACCCUGACUAAAGGGGUUUAAACUUCAACAAGUUCAACUGAAUUUACAUGAAUAUUGUCAAGCUUUUGUGACCUGUCAAAGCAUCAUUCUGUUUCCAGUUUUACAUUGUCACUUGGUCAUAAAACCCAGCAGUAGGUCUGUGCCUCUGCUCAUAGACUUAACUUGAUGUCCACGCUGUAUCGGUGUGUUCAAAUUCAAAGAACUUUAUUGUUCCCCAGGGAGACCAACUCGAUGGUGGAGGAGUUCAUGUUGCUGGCCAACAUCUCAGUAGCUCAGAAGAUUUAUGAUGAGUUCUCAGAGUGUGCUCUUCUCAGGAAGCACCCCGCCCCUCCUCCAUCUAACUAUGACAUCCUCAACAAGGCUGCCAAGUCUAAGGUACAUCUAUAUAUUCAGACAACAUCUGAAACAAGUCUAAGGUACACCUAUAUAUUCAGACUGACCAGACAACAUCUAAAACAAGUCUAAGGUACAUCUAUAUAUUCAGACUGACCAGACAACAUCUAAAACAAGUCUAAGGUACACCUAUAUAUUCAGACUGACCAGACAACAUCUAAAACAAGUCAAAGGUACACCUACAGUGAGGGAAAAAAAGUAUUUGAUCCCCUGAUGAUUUUGUACGUUUGCCCACUGACAAAGACAUGAUCCGUCUAUAAUUUUAAUGGUAGGUUUAUUUGAACAGUGAGAGACAGAAUAACAACAAAAAAAUCCAGAAAAACGCAUGUCAAAAAUGUUAUAAAUUGAUUUGCAUUUUAAUGAGGGAAAUAAUUAUUUGACCCCUCUGCAAAACAUGACUUAGUACUUGGUGGCAAAACCCUUGUUGGCAAUCACAGAGGUUAGACGUUUCUUGUAGUUGGCCACCAGGUUUGCACACAUCUCAGGAGGGAUUUUGUCCCACUCCUCUUUGCAGAUCUUCUCCAAGUCAUUAAGGUUUCGAGCCUGACGUUUGGCAACACAAACCUUCAGCUCCCUCCACAGAUUUUCUAUGGGAUUAAGGUCUGGAGACUGGCUAGGCCACUCCAGGACCUUAAUGUGCUUCUUCUUGAGCCACUCCUUUGUUGCCUUGGCCGUGUGUUUUAGGUCAUUGUCAUGCUGGAAUACCCAUCCACGACCCAUUUUCAAUGCCCUGGCUGAGGGAAGGAGGUUCUCACCCAAGAUUUGACGGUACAUGGCCCCGUCCAUCGUCCCUUUGAUGCGGUGAAGUUGUCCUGUCCCCUUAGCAGAAAAACACCCCCAAAGCAUAAUGUUUCCACCUCCAUGUUUGACGGUGGGGAUGGUGUUCUUGGGGUCAUAGGCAGCAUUCCUCCUCCUCCAAACACGGCGAGUUGAGUUGAUGCCAAAGAGCUCCAUUUUGGUCUCAUCUGACCACAACACUUUCACUCAGUUCUCCUCUGAAUCAUUCAGAUGUUCAUUGGCAAACUUCAGACGGGCAUGUAUAUGUGCUUUCUUGAGCAGGGGGACCUUGCGGGCGCUGCAGGAUUUCAUUCCUUCACGGCGUAGUGUGUUACCAAUUGUUUUCUUGGUGACUAUGGUCCCAGCUGCCUAGAGGUCAUUGACAAUAUCCUCCCGUGUAGUUCUGGGCUGAUUCCUCACCGUUCUCAUGAUCAUUGCAACUCCACAAGGUGAGAUCUUGCAUGGAGCCCCAGGCCGAGGGAGAUUGACAGUUAUUUUGUGUUUCUUUCAUUUGCGAAUAAUCGCACCAACUGUUGUCACCUUCUCACCAAGCUGCUUGGCGAUGGUCUUGUAGCCCAUUCCAGCCUUGUGUAGGUCUACAAUCUUGUCCCUGACAUCCUUGGAGAGCUGUUUGGUCUUGGCCAUGCUGGAGAGUUUGGAAUCUGAUUGAUUGAUUGCUUCUGUGGACAGGUGUCUUUUAUACAGGUAACAAGCUGAGAUUAGGAGCACUCCCUUUAAGAGUGUGCUCCUAAUCUCAGCUCGUUACCUGUAUAAAAUACAACUGGUAGCCAGAAAUCUUUCUGAUUGAGAGGGGGUCAAAUACUUAUUUCCCUCAUUAAAAUGCAAAUCAAUUUAUAACAUUUUUGACAUGCGUUUUUCUGGAUGUUUUUGUUGUUAUUCUGUCUCUCACUGUUCAAAUAAACCUACCAUUAAAAUUAUAGACUGAUCAUUUCUUUGUCAGUGGGCAAACAUACAAAAUCAGCAGGGGAUCAAAUACUUUUUUCCCUCACUGUAUAUAUUCAGACAGACCAGACAACAUCUAAAACAAGUCUAAGGUACAUCUAUAGACCAAACAGCUAGCUAAAACAGUUUUAAUAAGACUUGAUAUUUUUCCAGGACAAUUGUUCCUAUCUGGGUCGAAGGACUGACAAUAAAAAGGGACUGACGUAGAACCUUGGAUAGAUAUAAAUAUUUACAACAAAUAAAGUGUGAUUGUCCCCCCUCCGUUUCCCUAUUAUUCCAGUUUCUGACGUAGAUGUAAUGUAGCCCUAACAUUGUCCCCCCCCUGACGUGGAUGUAAUGUAGCCCUAACAUUGUCCCCCCCCCCAACAUGGAUGUAAUGUAUCCCUAACAUUGUCCCCCCCCCCUGACUGGAUGUAAUGUAGCCCUAACCAUUGUCCCCCCCCCCCCCCCCGUCGUGGAUGUAAUGUAGCCCUAACAUUGUCCCCCCCUGACAUGGAUGUAAUGUAGCCCUAACAUUGUCCCCCCCCCUGACAUGGAUGUAAUGUAGCCCUAACAUUGUCCCCCCCUGACAUGGAGUGUAAUGUGCCCUAAACAUUGUCCCCCCCCUGACAUGGAUGUAUGUAGCCCUAACAUUGUUCCCCCCCCCAACAUGGAUGUAAUGUUAGCCCUAACAUUGUCCCCCCCCCCUGACAUGGAUGUAUUAGCCCUAACAUUGUCCCCCCCCCCCUGACAUGGAUGUAAUGUAGCCCUAACAUUGUCCCCCCCCCUGCAUGGAUGUAAUGUAGCCCUAACAUUGUCCCCCCCCUGACAUGGAUGUAAUGUAGCCCUAACAUUGUCCCCCCGUCCCCCCUCUGACAUGGAUGUAAUGUAGCCCUAACAUUGUUCCCCCCCCCUGACAUGGAUGUAAUGUAGCCCUAACAUUGUCCCCCCCCCUACAUGGAUGUAAUGUAGCCCUAACAUUGUCCUCCCCCCCAACAUGGAUGUAAUGUAGCCCUAACAUUGUCCCCCCCCCCAACAUGGAUGUAAUGUAGCCCUAACAUUGUUCCCCCCCCCGUGGAUGUAAUGUAGCCCUAACAUUGUCCCCCCCCCUGACAUGGAUGUAAUGUAGCCCUAACAUUGUCCCCCCCCCAACAUGGAUGUAAUGUAGCCCUAACAUUGUCCCCCCCCCUGACAUGGAUGUAAUGUAGCCCUAACAUUGUUCCCCCCCUGACAUGGAUGUAAUGUAGCCCUAACAUUGUCCCCCCCCCAACAUGGAUGUAAUGUAGCCCUAACAUUGUCCCCCCCCCUGACAUGGAUGUAAUGUAGCCCUAACAUUGUUCCCCCCCCCUGACAUGGAUGUAAUGUAGCCCUAACAUUGUCCCCCCCUGACAUGGAUGUAAUGUAGCCCUAACAUUGUCCCCCCCCCCAACAUGGAUGUAAUGUAGCCCUAACAUUGUCCCCCCCCCUGACAUGGAUGUAAUGUAGCCCUAACAUUGUGUCCCCCCCCCCGACAUGGAUGUAAUGUAGCCCUAACAUUGUCCCCCCCCCAACAUGGAUGUAAUGUAGCCCUAACAUUGUCCCCCCCCCCUGACAUGGAUGUAAUGUAGCCCUAACAUUGUCCCCCCCCCUGACAUGGAUGUAAUGUAGCCCUAACAUUGUCCCCCCCUGACAUGGAUGUAAUGUAGCCCUAACAUUGUCCCCCCCCCCAACAUGGAUGUAAUGUAGCCCUAACAUUGUCCCCCCCUGACAUGGAUGUAAUGUAGCCCUAACAUUGUUCCCCCCAUGACAUGGAUGUAAUGUGACCCUGACAUCAUCUCCCUCCUCCCCCCAGGACUUGGUGAUCCACACGGACUCGGCCAAGGCUCUAGCUGACUCUCUGGACGCGGCCCAGGUGGACGGCUUCCCUUACUUCAACACAUUGCUGCGUAUCCUAGCAACACGAUGCAUGAUGCAGGCUGUGUACUUCUGCUCCGGGAUGGACAGUGACUUCCACCACUAUGGACUGGCCUCUCCCAUCUACACCCACUUCACAUCACCUAUCAGACGGUGAGAACACACACUUUACCUCUCCCUCCUGCAGGUCCACACACCCCCUCUACUCCUUUCUCCUGACUGGUCCACACACCCCCUCUACUCCUUUCUCCUGACUGGUCCACACACCCCCUCUACUCCUUUCUCCUUUCUGGUCCACACACCCCCUCUACUCCUUUCUCCUGUCUGGUCCACACACCCCCUCUACUCCUUUCUCCUGUCUGGUCCACACACCCCCUCUACUCCUUUCUCCUGGCUGGUCCACACACCCCCUCUGCUCCUUUCUCCUGUCUGGUCCACACACCCCCUCUGCUCCUUUCUCCUGUCUGGUCCACACACCCCCUCUACUCCUUUCUCCUGGCUGGUCCACACCCCCUCUACUCCUUUCUCCUGUCUGUUUCUGAUGUUAUUGUAACCUCUACAGAUACUCUGACAUCAUAGUGCAUCGGCUGCUUGCUGUAGCCAUCGGAGCAGACAGCACCUACCCAGACCUGAUGGACAAACACAAGCAGUCUGCCCUCUGCAACAACCUCAACUACAGACACAAGAUGGCCCAGUACGCACAGAGAGCCUCUGUAGCCUUCCACACACAGGUACUGGACUGACCUAACACACUAACCUGUUAGAGCGACUAGCCUUCCACACACAGGUACUGGACUGACCUAACACACUAACCUGUUAGAGCGACUAGCCUUCCACACACAGGUACUGGACUGACCUAACACACUAACCUGUUAGAGCAACUAGCCUUCCGCACACAGGUACUGGACUGACCUAACACACUAACCUGUUAGAGCAACUAGCCUUCCACACACAGGUACUGGACUGACCUAACACACUAACCUGUUAGAGCAACUAGCCUUCCGCACACAGGUACUGGACUGACCUAACACACUAACCUGUUAGAGCAACUAGCCUUCCACACACAGGUACUGGACUGACCUGACACACUAACCUGUUAGAGCGACUAGCCUUCCACACACAGGUACUGGACUGACCUAACACACUAACCUGUUAGAGCAACUAGCCUUCCACACACAGGUACUGGACUGACCUAACACACUAACCUGUUAGAGCGACUAGCCUUCCACACACAGGUACUGGACUGACCUAACACACUAACCUGUUAGAGCAACUAGCCUUCCACACACAGGUACUGGACUGACCUAACACACUAACCUGUUAGAGCGACUAGCCUUCCACACACAGGUACUGGACUGACCUAACACACUAACCUGUUAGAGCGACUAGCCUUCCACACACAGGUACUGGACUGACCUAACACACUAACCUGUUAGAGCAACUAGCCUUCCACACACAGGUACUGGACUGACCUAACACACUAACCUGUUAGAGCAACUAGCCUUCCACACACAGGUACUGGACUGACCUAACACACUAACCUGUUAGAGCGACUAGCCUUCCACACACAGGUACUGGACUGACCUAACACAAACUAUUUAACCAGGAAGUCCCGAUGAAGACGAGAGACCCAUUUUACAAAGGAGACCUGGGUCACAUUCAUUAGCGCACUGUAGCAAAAUGCUUUGCAAAGGAAAUCGAAAACUAGCAUUUCUUACUGGUCAUUUGUGGGUAGUCCCUCCCGGUGUCCGUCAGUUUGAUGAUGAUUGAAUAAGACCAUGGCCUAGAUGGCAGAUGUGCUACUGAGUCUGAGGAGCUUGUGGACUGUAGUGAUAAUGGAUCCUUUCCUCCAGCUGUUCUUCAAGAGCAGAGGCAUCCUGAACGAGGAGGGAUUCAUCCUGUUUGUGAGGAAGAACGCCAUCAUCGUCCUCAUCCCUAAGUUUGGUCUGGAGGGAACAGUGUUCUUCGAGAACAAAGACAAACCCAGCCCCAAACUGAUCUUCAACGAAGAGGUACCCUCGCUGUGUGUCAGAGAGAAAAUGGAAAGGAAUUUUCUUGUGUAUGCCUGAACUGUAACUCUGUGUGUGUGUGUGUGUGUGUGUGUGUGCGCACAGGCUCCUAGUCUGACGGUGGAGGGUCACUCCUUCAACAUGUUUGACAAGGUCAAAGUGACCAUCAGUCUGGACGCGUCCAACGUCCAGCACCAGAAGAUCAGGAUGUCCCUGGUCGAACCUGUGGUAUGUUUGUGUUGUUUUGAACUUACUUUAGGUCCCAGUCAGUUUCAGAGAUCCUGGGGAAUCUAGAUGUCAUACUAUGGUGGUCAUUUCCAUGGAGUUAUGAACUCAAAACUAUGUCCAGGUAACAGGAUGUGUCAGAUGCUGUAAAAUAGCCUUCUAAUGUCAUGUCAAUCACUCAUUUCAGCUACUGGUUGGACAUGUAACUAAUAUUGUUGUUGUGUUCUAGAUCUCUGGAGUGAGUGUUGCGCCGUCUGAGCCCAAACCAGAGGCCAAGAGAGCUAAACUGGACCGCUGACUAACGCCAUCCUCAGAAUGAAACCUUUCUCUUAGCUCAGUUUAGAGUUAUUUUAAAAUGUUUAGCUUUUUUUCUACAUGAAAAGCACAGAACAUCCUGUGGUUAAAUAUGGUUAUGAUUUUAAAACCUUCAGUCAUAGAAACAUUCAGAAAACCUUUUUUCCCCCCUUGACCUAUAGAACGUCAACCUUCCAGAUGAAUGUUAUUGAGAUGACAGUAACCUGUAGAAUGGGGUGAUGUACUGUGCCAUGAUUAUAAUGGAUUUCUAUUCCUGACCCAUGGGGUUUGUAUGGACUAUUCUAGAGGGAGUGUUACCUUGUACAACUCCCAAUAAAUGUCUUGGUUUUAACCAAUGGUCC